Triplophysa rosa is the source of this 2455-nucleotide messenger RNA. RefSeq names its product ankyrin repeat domain 46b (gene ankrd46b). Bases 124 to 810 code for a protein of 228 amino acids. Gene Ontology annotation, molecular function: protein binding. NCBI's taxonomy places the organism in Eukaryota, Metazoa, Chordata, Actinopteri, Cypriniformes, Nemacheilidae. The transcript is spliced from 4 exons. The record is from RefSeq and is a predicted model, not a curated record.
CACAGACUGUAGCAAGCAACCCUAACCCUAACCACACAAGCGGCAGGACUGACUGCAGAUAUUUCUCCUCUGAUUGUGCUACAUAAUACAGGUACGCUGGAAUUUUCGGAGAGCGACUCGGACAUGUCAUAUGUCUUCAUCAAUGACUCGUCGCAGACCAGUGUACCAUUACUGCAGGCUUGCAUUGAUGGGGACUUGAGUUUCGCCAGGCGUCUGAUGGAGACCGGCUGCGACCCCAACAUCCGUGACCACCGGGGCCGUACAGGUCUACAUCUGGCAGCUGCGCGGGGUAACGUGGACAUCUGCUGCUUUCUGCACAAGUUUGGCGCAGAUCUGCUCGCCACCGACUAUCAGGGCAAUACUGCAUUGCAUCUGUGCGGACACGUGGAUACCAUUCAGUUUCUGGUGUCCAAUGGGCUUAAAAUUGAUAUUUGUAACCACAAUGGUUCGACCCCACUGGUUUUGGCUAAGAGGAGAGGAGUAAAUAAAGAUGCCAUACGGCUCCUGGAAGGGUUGGAAGAACAGGAGGUAAAGGGCUUCAACAGAGGAACCCACUCUAAACUGGAAGCCAUGCAGAUGGCUGAGAGUGAAAGUGCAAUGGAGAGCCAUUCACUGCUGAAUCCAAACCUGCAGAACAGCGAGGGUGUGCUGUCCAGCUUUCGCUCCACCUGGCAGGAGUUUGUGGAGGACCUGGGCUUCUGGAGGGUCCUGCUUCUGCUGGUGGUCAUCGCUCUCCUCUCGCUGGGCAUUGCGUACUAUGUCAGCGGUGUACUGCCCUUUUCUGCUAGCCAGCUUGAGUUGGUCCACUGAUGGCCUGUUAUAUAGCUAAAGCAUGAUCUAGGGUGGGUGCUGAAGGUUCCUCAGUACAAGAUUAGGUCUAACCUGAAGUUUAGAAAUUAUCUUGUCAUUCUAUCAGCUGAGGUAGACUGGAGCUGUCCACAGGCGGGGACUGAGCUAUGAAGGAGUAUUGCAACGUUAAAUUAUUUAUGGGGACAUUAUUAAAGUAUCACAAACAUACACCAAAUGAUGUAAGUGUAUACUUUUCUCACAGAUCUUUUCAUGUCCACUAGGGAUGCAUCGAAUGUUCGGCCACCGAAAAUGUUCGGCCGAAUAUAGCAAAAAACGCAAGUUCAGUGUUCGGCCGAAUAUGUGAAGUGGCCGAAUAAAUUUGACCGAACAUGACUCGUGAUACCAUCAAGCAGCAACCAGUGCAGAGAGAGAGAGAGAAACGCGUGUGCUUUAUUACUGCCGCAAACAUUUUGGCAGUGUGUGUGUGUGGAGCAUUUUAAAGUGUCAGAGAAAGACACAGCACGGGACUUGCCACACGGAAGUAAAUUUCCGAAUGAAAGCGUCUUUACUGGUCGGUAACUUUACUUCAGACGGGAGUGGGCGGUCUGACAGUAGCCCUGCAGCUCGCGACAUUAUUUGACAUCAUACAGUGGUCGCGUGCACACAGUUCCCUGUUCUAAACAACUUCUCAAAGUAUGUUCGGUGCAUCCCGGCCACGAGUGCACCUUCUGAGAGAACAGUCAGCUUUUGUGGGCGGAGUUUGGAGGAGAGACGUGAACUGAAAUGGUUGUCAGUCAGCAUCCGUCAGAAUUGCUUGCAUUGGAUGUUUUUUUUUUUCUCAAAUCAUUUUGCAAUGUAGCCUAUAAUAAUCCAACAGUUUUAGUUUAUUCGUGUUUUUAUCUUAUAGGCCUAAUGUGGAAUGACACUUUUUAAAGAACUGUUUUGUUGUAGGGGUACAGAGUGACUUACAUUACAUUCUUUUAUCAGUCAGUUAUAGGCCUAAUUAAUAUAGGCUAUUCAUGAAGGGAGAGGGCUCAAUUUUUUGUUUGAAUUUACUUUGUUUUGCUCAAUUUUAUAUUAAGUUGUAUUGUAUUUUAUUGAAAAACAAGACAAAUUAUAAAAAGCACAUUUUGACUAUUCAGUUUGUGCAAUAGUGAAAAAAUGGCUUAAUAAAUAGAAGAAAUGCAAAAAACCAUGUUCGGUGUUCGGUAUUAUUCGGCCAAGUGUUUCACAACAUGUUCGGCUUCAGCCAAGAAUUUUCGUUUCGGUGCAUCCCUAAUGUCCACUAAAUAUCUACAUGUUGAUGUAAGCUGCAUUAGAUGACAUUACAUAGGGUGUCACUUCAUCCAUACUUAUUUUUCCUCUUGCAUAAUUGUUUUGGUCUGUAAUGAAGUGUAGUUAUGACAGAUGCUACAUACAUACUGUAUUCUUGCUAUGUACUGCUUGAAACAAACUGAUUCCUUCGUUUUACUUAACAAAGUAAUCCAAACAAACAAUUUAGUUUUUUUUGUUUUUUUGCUUAACAAAACAAACGAUUUCUUUACAGAUACCGUAUGCUAACAUUGUUUAGUUUUAUUAUUUGUUUAAUUGUAAAUAUUUAUAUAUACGUAUGUUAUGUAUCCCGUACUGUAUAUGUAAAAAUGAUUCUGUUACGUUCAAAUAAAUA